AUGACUAUCGAUCACGAAACGCUUAAAUCAUACACGUUAGCUGUCCUACCGAGUGGACUGGAUACAAGCGUGGAGAUUUUUGAGCUGCCUCACCCUUCAAAUAACGAGUCUAAGAAGAAUCUAAGGCUAUUUACGCUAGAUGACCAGGUUUAUCAAUUAAAAACAAAAGAAUUUAGUAAAGGAUGCGAUUACAAUAAACAGAAGGAUCUAGUAAGCGACAAGUAUCAUUACACAAGCGAUGGCCAGCCAUUCAAAUCGACUUUCUUAAUUGACGAGAAUAACAGAUCGGAUGGUUUUACCAUGGAAAAUGGAUCUAUACUUUACAGCGAGAAGUACGAUUUAACUUUCAGCUUAUGUGGUUAUUACUAUAGAAAGAAUGUAGUCCCAAAUGAGGACGCUGCUUUUACUCCAUCUAUCAAUGGGUCAAUAAAUCCUGAUAAGAACUUUUACACCUCUAGCGAUUACCAAGAAAGGUUAAUAAGUAACCACAAUGAAAAUUGGGCAAAGACUCCAUCACAUAUCUGGGAAAAAGCUCUUGAAAACAUUUCUAAAAUAGUAGAAGAGGCGGGAGAGAAGUACUAUUGUAUUGAUGCAGACAAGAUAACAGAAUGGUUAGUGAGGAAGGUUUGUAGAAUUAUCAAUAAUUUCCCAGCUUCCUUGAAAAUACCAAGCACAUUUCCUGAAAAUAUCUCAUCAGCCUUCAAGUGUAUCAUGUCCUGUAACCUGUUGGUGUCAUUGAUUCCACAAUUAGCGUAUCAACGGCUAAUAAAUUAUGAAUCAGAAGAAUUAAACAUCAAGCAACAUUUUGAAGAGUAUAAAAAGUACAAGGAAGAAAGCAUAAAAGAGGAUAUUCAAAAGGAAAUGGCAAUAAAAGCGGCAAUGUCUACCGGAUUGCCAAAUAUGACUAAUGGAAUCGAUAAAAGUAAGAAGAAAUCAAUCCCAAAGCCCAAAGUUGUGAAACCCAAAGUCGCCAAGGGUAAGGGUCGAAUUGACGGUUUUUUCAAGAAUGCAAAGAUUUAG
Molecule: messenger RNA, 1020 nt
Organism: Kluyveromyces marxianus DMKU3-1042
Lineage: Eukaryota; Fungi; Ascomycota; Saccharomycetes; Saccharomycetales; Saccharomycetaceae
Gene: RNH202
Product: Rnh202p
Exons: 1
Coding region: 1-1020 (339 amino acids)
Biological process (GO): RNA catabolic process; ribonucleotide metabolic process
Cellular component (GO): nucleoplasm; ribonuclease H2 complex
Source: RefSeq, a predicted model, not a curated record